AUGCUGUUCCGAUGCCUCAGGGAGUUCACUUCCCGUCGAGGCGAGGAGCCCGAGGAGGCAGUGGCUGCUGCAAGUCUGCCUUCAGCCUGCCCGGGUCCUGAGCACCUGGACCCACUGUGCCAAGUGCCGGCCGAGGAAAGGUUGGACGGCCAGGCCCUUGGGAACCCUGGGGGUGCCAGGUCUCCGGACAGCGAGCCCCUGCUGGGGACCACAGCGGCAGCGCCCCCCUGGGCUGGGCCCACAGGGGAGGAGGAGGAGGAGGAGGAGUGCCCCGUCUGCACAGAGCCCUACGGGCCCGCGGGGCACCGCCUGGCCCUGCUGAACUGUGGCCACGGCCUGUGCUCGGGCUGCCUGCACCAGCUGCUGGGCUCGGCCCCCAGCGCCGACCUGGGCCGUGUGCGCUGCCCGCUCUGUCGCCAGAAGACGCCCAUGCUGGAGUGGGAGAUCUGCCGGCUGCAGGAGGAGCUGCUGCAGGCCGACGGGCCCCCGCGGCCCCCGAGCCCGGUGCCCCCUGCACCGCACCGCCGGGGCCCGGGGCCCUGGGCCUCCCUGGAGCACCGCUACCGACUGCGCUUCCUGGCGGGGCCUGUGGGCGUCCAGGGCUGCCUGCCCUUCCUGCCCUGCCCGCCCUGCCUGGGCGCCCGGCUCUGGGCGCUGCGGGAACGGGGGCCCUGCGCCCGCCGCCUGGUGCUGCUGGGCCUGCUGGGCCUCGAGCUGCUGGGGCUGCUGCUCGUCUUCACGCCCCUCAUGCUGCUGGGGCUGCUCUUCAUGCUGCUGGACCACGCCGGCCGCUGAGCCGCCACGAGUGGCCUGUGCCUCUGCCCCGCACCCCGCCUGAGGCGCCGACUGGCCACGUCCUGCGGGCCUGGUGCGCGGGGCCUCGCCUGGAGGAGCACCUUGCCCUGAGCCUGGUGACCAAGCUGACCGGGCCUCGCCUUCAAUCGAGACCCACGCCUGGGCCCAGGCUCACCCAGGAGCCUGUGUGCAGCCCCUGACUCCAAACCACUGCUGUCCAGACAGUGGCCCGCGGCGCCCAAGGACAGGGCUGGAAGGUUCGUGGCCACGGCCCCAAGCUCCCCUCGGGGACAGACACCACCCUGCCGGCCUCCCCCACCGCACCCGGCGUGGCUGAGAGGCCCAGAGGACACAGUGACCGGCGGCCUGGCAGUGCGUCCAUUCCUUGGAGGGUGGGGCCCGGGCAGGGGCGGCCGGCCUCCCCACCCUCUCGUGCCCGCGUCCCAGAUCAGGGCCCAUGUGUGUCCCUGAAGGUCGGGGCAGCCGAGAAGAGAGGCCCGUGCUCUGCAGACUCAGCCCACGAAGGGCCUCCUCGCCAGCCAGCUCGGGACCCAGGGGGCGCCAGGAGUGGCCAGGGCGGGCACAUGCCCCUGAGCUACAAGGGACAGAGGCCAGCCCGGCCUUAGUGCUGGAGCGCGGAGCCGAGCCCCCGCCUGCGGCAGCCCGUGUCAUUGAGCCGGGGCCUUCACCUGAAGGACGGACCCAGCCGGUCCCGGCACCGCCUCCCGGGCUGGCGACGUGCUGUGUGCUGUGCCGGCCCAGGAGACGCGUCUCAAUAAACAGCAGCAGCCGCUGGAACCACUGCUCCAGUGCCGUCCUCCCUGU
Messenger RNA from Eptesicus fuscus (big brown bat), 1620 nucleotides. RefSeq lists its product as uncharacterized. Gene Ontology annotation, biological process: protein K63-linked ubiquitination; intrinsic apoptotic signaling pathway in response to endoplasmic reticulum stress; protein K29-linked ubiquitination. Gene Ontology annotation, molecular function: ubiquitin protein ligase activity. Lineage: Eukaryota; Metazoa; Chordata; Mammalia; Chiroptera; Vespertilionidae. Bases 1 to 795 code for a protein of 264 amino acids. The record is from RefSeq and is a predicted model, not a curated record. Gene Ontology annotation, cellular component: endoplasmic reticulum membrane. The transcript has 3 exons.